GCCUUAUUCACCUAGGUAACUUUGGGCGGCGACGGAUUACAGAUUACAUAUCUGCAUCGUAUUAUACUGCCUAACGUGGGAAAGGGUGGUUAAGGAUGGGGUCGACAGGGGCCGAAGGCAAAACGGGAAAUAAAUGGCGUUUUGGCGACUUCAGCUUUUGACAACCUACCUAGCACCUUUUAGCACCCGGAUGAAAUCCCAUACCAGUGGAAGCGAGCACGAGAGAGACAAGGGGUAAAGAAAAAGUAAAAGAAAAGAACCGUGCUUGGCUGCAACCCAACCCAAAAAGACCUCUCUCCAUAGGUACUUGUCUAUGUACCUACUUACCUACACACCAUGCAGCAAAGCUGCGCCUGGCUGGCGGUGCUGGUGCUUAGUGACGCUGUCGCUGCUAGUGGUGCAGUUGCUGCUUGCUUCUGCUUCUGCUUCUGCUUUAUGCAAUGCAAGAACCUACUGCGCUGCGCUCUCAUCACAUUCCUUCUUACCCAAACGAGCCUGACUCCCUUACCUCAUUGGGUAGGGGACGCGGGCUUACGGGCCUCCCCCCGUUUUGUUGCCCCCCCUCGUCCCAUCCCACUGGAUAGACAGGGCCAGGGCUGCGCAUGCGGGUUGCGUGAUGACGAGCCGCUUACGAACAGGCGGGCGAGCCAAUGGCGCACGGUCCCAGUCCUGCAAGACCCCCGUGAGCUACCGUACCAUGCUGUCGGGUCCUGCAGCCCGGUUGAUGCGUCCCAAGUUUUUCUUCCUUCGCUUGUUCCCUCCAUGACCCCCUCCUUCUUCUUCUUCCCCUACGCAUCCUCACCCGAACCAGCUCCCCUUGCCAUACUCUCACUUUCUCCCCUGGCGUUGGCGAGGAUGACGUGAGCGCUUGGGACGCGGGGGUAGAAGUUUAAACGAGCGCCCCUCGAGAGUAUUAGAUGGGGGGCGGCAAUGGUUCACAACAGUUCGCGCUAUUGCGUCCCGUGGCUGGCUGGCUGGCUGGGCUGUUGGAGCUGUUUCCUCAGUGGAAGAAGCUGCAUGAUCGAUCGGCCGUCGGUAGCACAUACAUACCUACUCUAGUAUGCGGCUUUUGCUUUUCGCGGGAUGACAAUCUACAUGUGCGAAAAUGAGCUGCAUAAAAAGGGUUUGGUUGGUAGGUAUUUGAUGCC
Messenger RNA from Annulohypoxylon truncatum, 1148 nucleotides. RefSeq lists its product as uncharacterized. NCBI's taxonomy places the organism in Eukaryota, Fungi, Ascomycota, Sordariomycetes, Xylariales, Hypoxylaceae. The record is from RefSeq and is a predicted model, not a curated record. The coding region runs from base 337 to 864 and encodes 175 amino acids. The transcript has a single exon.